CAGCACGCCGCUCACGGCGGCGAGGCGACACCUAUCAGCCGCACCUCACCGCACCGCACCGCCGCGAGCGCGUGCAUGCAUUCCGGUGCGCGAGCCGAGCGCCGGCUACGCUUUUAGGCGCGGACUCCUGGACUCCUCCCUUUCUCUGUCCUCCUCGCUGAACACAUACAUACAUACAUACAUACACACACACACCUCGAGCUGAGAGAGGAUGUGGAAGCCCGCCGCCGCCGCGACUGUCCACACCUCGCUCCCUGCGCCGGCGAACGCGCGGGUUCGGAAUGCCGACGCCCGGAAGUGACCGUCUCGUGGCUGUUUUCAAUCACAGGUAAGGAGUCGCGCGACGCCUGUUGCGCACGUAGCCCGUCGCCCCUGCGUGCGCGUGGGGUGCGCGUCUGCGUCUUGAAACCAACGCAGCGUACAAUUUUUAUUCCAGGAAAUAAUGCUGUGUUUCUGCAUUAAUUCGUAGUGGCAAGUAAAUAAGAAUUAAUAAUAAAUGACAAAGCAACCCCCCACAGCCUCUCUCGCGCAUGAAGGCUCUUGGACCACCCCCCGCUAAACCGCUGUGCACUCACAAUGAGACCAUCUGGACCGACCGUUCCUCUGGCCGGAAAGGGGAGGUGGUGAGGGGCCGGACACGGGCGCGAGCGAGCGGUGGUCUGCUGGCUCGGCUCCGGGCCCCAGUGCGGGAUUAUGCUGACGGCUGCAUGUGCCCCAAGGGCUGCACCUGCGUGCGCGCCGACGGCCUCAACGUCACGUGCAGCCGGGCUCACCUGAAGGAGAUCCCGCCUGAGCUGCCGGCAGACACGGCCCUGCUGUGGCUCGACCACAACCAGAUCGCCUCGGUGCCGGCCCGCGCCUUCCAGGGGCUGCGGCAGCUGCGGGAGCUCAACCUCUCCCACAAUGCGCUGGAGACGCUGGGCGAGAGUGCCCUCUGGGGCGUGGAGGGCACCUUGCAGACGCUGGACAUCUCGCACAACCAGAUCAGCCGCGUGCACAAGGACGUCUUCGCCCUGCUGAAGGCCCGCGUCCACGUGGGCCACAACCCGUGGCACUGCGACUGCGCGCUGCAGCAGGCCCUGCGCGGCAUGGCCUACAACCACGAGGCGGCCGGCUGGGUGUUCUGCAAGACCUCCGAGCUGCCCGACUUGGAGGGGCGGCCCUUCCUCGCCGUGGACGCCGACCUCUGCAACCUGGCCAAGCGCACCACCGACUACGCCAUGCUGGUCACCAUGUUUGGCUGGUUCGCCAUGGUCAUCUCCUACGUGGUCUACUAUGUCCGGCAAAACCAGGAGGACGCUCGACGCCACCUGGAGUACCUCAAGUCCCUCCCCAGCAAGCCAAAAAAGCCGGACGACGGGGAGGACGUCAGCACUGUGGUAUGACUUCGCGGGGGGCCCGUGCGGCCUCCGGCCGAACGUGAGCCGCGACGUCGCGGAAACUCUCCCGCCCACCCCGUGGGAUCGGACUCUGGAACGAGGAAGAAAGGAAUUGGAUUCAACUUGUUCUGGGAUGAAAGAUCAAAGUUCUUGUCUUUUCCGAGUUGGUUCUUCCCAUAGUAGGAGGUUUUUCCAAGGAAGCGUCUGUCCUGUGGCCCCCAACAUGGUUUUGUGUUGAAGACCUAGCACUGACUAGUACAGACUGUACAUUAAAUGAACACUGUAGGCAUGUUAUCAAACUGAAGAAAUAAAGAGAU
Molecule: messenger RNA, 1696 nt
Organism: Scleropages formosus (Asian bonytongue)
Lineage: Eukaryota; Metazoa; Chordata; Actinopteri; Osteoglossiformes; Osteoglossidae
Gene: lrrc3b
Product: leucine rich repeat containing 3B
Exons: 4
Coding region: 531-1385 (284 amino acids)
Biological process (GO): inflammatory response; toll-like receptor signaling pathway
Cellular component (GO): plasma membrane
Molecular function (GO): signaling receptor activity; protein binding
Source: RefSeq, a predicted model, not a curated record